Perca flavescens (yellow perch) is the source of this 3424-nucleotide messenger RNA. It is a transcript of the gene tlr9, whose product is annotated as toll-like receptor 9. The transcript has 3 exons. Lineage: Eukaryota; Metazoa; Chordata; Actinopteri; Perciformes; Percidae. Gene Ontology annotation, biological process: canonical NF-kappaB signal transduction; toll-like receptor signaling pathway; defense response to virus. The coding region runs from base 49 to 3255 and encodes 1068 amino acids. Gene Ontology annotation, cellular component: plasma membrane. Gene Ontology annotation, molecular function: pattern recognition receptor activity; protein binding. The record is from RefSeq and is a predicted model, not a curated record.
CCUCUCCCCACUUGGAUUAAAAACUGUUUCAUCUGGCUCCUGAUGUGAAUGUUACGAUACGAUGCUAUACCCAUCAUGGCUAUGUUGAAAAAUAUCCUCAUCCUUUGUCAGCUUCUUCCAUUAGUCAGGACCAUAAAUACCAUCUUCUUCCCAUGUGACACUGAUGUGAAUACUACCACAGUAGACUGCCACGACAGAUCACUCAAGCAUGUCCUAUUAAUCAAGUCUACCACUGUAGUGUCAAUCAAUUUAAGUCGGACUAAGAUACAGCAAGUGGGGCAGCAUGCUUUCUUAGGUGUCCCAAACCUUCACACUCUAAAAAUAAUGGGGAAUUGUCAACCGGGUAGCCUGAGAGCUUUGGAGGACCGCUCAUGUAAAAUGAAGAUCCACAAUGACGCCUUCAAGAACCUAUCGAAGCUUACAUUUUUGUAUCUGUCAGGAAACAGCCUCACCUCUAUUCCUCGGUUACCUAAAAACCUGACAGUUCUUGACCUACAGAACAAUUGCAUUUUCAACAUUGCAGAACCUUUAAAUACUCCACAUCUCAAAGAGCUCUACCUCAGCAAGAACUGCUUUUAUGCAAACCCUUGUGGCCAUUCCUUUUACAUCAACGAGAGUGUUUUCAGAGAGCUCUCUGAACUCAAAAACCUUACCUUGGGGUAUAAUAAUUUCACAGCUAUCCCUAAAGGAUUGCCACCCUCACUGGAGAGUUUGGAUUUAAGAGAGAAUACAAUCACAGAGGUCUUAGAAGGAGCAUUUGCCAACCUGACUCUUCUCAAGAAUUUGAAUUUGGAGUGGAAUUGCCAGCGCUGCGACCAUGCAGCCAGGCCUUGCUUUCCUUGCCCACACAAUCUCCCUCUACACCUACAUCCAAACUCAUUCUAUGCUGAGAACAGCUCCAUCGACUACCUAAGCCUGAGGGGAAACUCUCUAAAAACAUUUCCAGAGGGACUUUUCCGACCUUUGAAGAACUUAAAGAGGUUGGACCUCUCUGACAAUCUCCUGGCAUAUGCUAUACGUAAUGGCACCUUCUUUGCAGAGCUGGAGGGCCUCACUUGGAUUAGCCUUAUCUAUAACUAUGAACCACUGAAGACAUUUCCGUAUCUAAUCCUCUCCCCAUAUAUUGGCAAUAUGUCUCGUCUACAUUAUCUUCUUCUCAGCGGUAACUUUUUCCACAAGCUUUCAAGCGAGAGCCUUAAUGUUGUGUCCAAACUUCAAAAUCUAAAAAAACUAGAACUGAGAAUGAACUUCAUCAAUACUUUUAACUCGACAUUUCUGAAACGGUUACCGUUUCUCCUCGAUGUAGACCUUUCCCAAAACAUGCUUAAUUUCAUUCCGCGCUGCUCGUGUCUGUCAUCUGAUAUUGUGACACAGGAAAGCUGUCAGAACCAGAACUUGCAUACACAUAAUUUUCCUGACCCACUAAUGCUAAUAGACCGAAAAGCUGCAUCUGGAAGUGAUAUGUGGGAAUCCACCCAGACAAACAGGCUGGACAUAGUGAAGGACAAUGUGCCACAAUUUAAAUCACUAUUUGAUUUCAAAAAUUAUUUCUGCCGCGGUAAACUGACUUUUGACCUGUCUCAAAAUGACAUUCUGUCUCUUACCAAAGAAGUGUUUGUAGGCAUGGAAAAUGCUGUUUGUUUAGACCUUUCCUUCAAUUACAUGAGUCAGGCAUUGAAGAGUGGCCUGUUUGAUCGCAUGAAGAAAUUAGUUUUUCUUAAUAUGUCAUACAAUAGACUUGAUUUUUAUUAUGGAGGCGCUUUCAGUGAGCUUAAUACCACUCUCAAGGUAUUGGACAUCAGUAACAAUGAAUUUCACUUCAAAAUGAAGGGCAUGGGUCAUAGUUUUGAAUUCCUUAAAAAUCUGACAAACUUGGAAGUUCUAAGUCUGGCAAACAAUGACAUUGGGAUGCGAAUAGAUGAAAGGCUGAUCAGCAGCUCGUUGAAGUACCUUUACUUCUAUGGAAAUCACCUGGACAUUAUGUGGGAGUCUGAUAACAACAGGUACACUAAUUUCUUCCAAAACCUGACAAACCUCACCUACCUUGACAUCUCUAACAAUAAUCUGAAAUCAAUCCAACCAGAAUUGCUGUGUAACCUCCCAGAAAGCAUGCAAACCCUCAGCAUCGGCAACAAUCAGCUGAACUAUUUCCCAUGGCAAAAUAUCUCAGCACUCAGCAAUUUAUGUCACCUGGACCUCAGUCAAAACUUUCUCUUUUAUUUGCCUAAUAAAGUCAUAGAAUUUGGAGCUAAUUUUUCUUUCUUGGACCUCAGUCACAAUCGCCUCAGUAUUAUUCCUGAGGAUUUCUUCAGCAUGGCGAAAUCCUUGCACUACCUGUAUCUCAGCCACAAUCAGAUCAAAGCAUUAAACCAUCAGUUUCUCCCUGUCCUCUUUAAAAACGGAAGUGCCCUUCAGAAACUCACCCUGCAUAACAACCCCUUUAAAUGUGACUGUGACACAUCUUGGUUUGCAGACUUCUUGCGUUCUACUCCGGUACAGAUUCCCUAUCUCACAACAAAAGUACACUGUGAUUACCCAGAGUCCCAACAGAGCAUGAGUGUACUGUCUAUGGACCAGCGUUCCUGCCAGGACAUAUAUGGUAGCUUAGCCUUCCUCGUCUGUUCCUUCCUGGCUGUGACUUUCACUGUUCUGCCCCUACUGAAGCAUCUCUAUGGCUGGGAUCUGUGGUAUUGCUUACAGGUACUUUGGGCAGGACAUAAGGGCUACUCCCAGCUCGCUGGUAGUGAUUCACACUAUCACUACGAUGCUUUUGUGGUGUUUGACACCAUGAAUGAGGCUGUGAGGGAUUGGGUCUACAAUGAGUUAAUGGUCAAUCUGGAGAACUCGGGUCACAGGAGGUUUUGUCUCUGUUUGGAGGAGAGGGACUGGAUUCCUGGGCUUUCAUGUAUUGAAAAUCUCCAUAAUGCUGUGUACAGCAGUAUGAAGACAGUGUUUGUGCUGUCCAGUGGUGCCACUGAUGGCAAGACGGUGAACGGUGUGAUCCGCCAGGCUUUCUUCAUGGUUCAGCAGCGGCUUCUGGACGAGAAGGUGGAUUCAGCUGUGCUGGUGGUUUUGGAUGAGAUGUUUCCCAAACUGAAGUACCUUCAGCUGAGGAAACGGUUGUGCAAAAAGUCUGUGUUGUCCUGGCCGAGAAACCCAAGGGUUCAACCCCUUUUCUGGAACCGAAUGAGAAUGGCAUUGUCGUCAGAUAACCUCAAAUUCUAUGACAACAACAUGAGUGAAAGUUUUGUAUGACUUCCUUUUAACUGCUGAUAGAGAUCUAUUUGGUGAAAAAAGUCCUUGUUGUUAAGAAUCUUCUCAUUACCUCAUUUUGAGAAACUUGCUUCCCCUUUAAUUGUGUCACAUAUAAUGGUACUUAGUUAAUGUUUUUAGUAUGUAACUCUUUUUAUUGUAAUUAAAUGUA